AUGUUUAUUUUAGCUCGUACAGCUGAUAUGGUUUAUUUCAGUGAAAAUGACCUGGAUUCAUGUGUCGUUUACAGAUAGUGACAUUAACCACAUGUUUGUUGUGCUUUUCUCACAAUAGAGUUCUGUUUGUUUUAUUGUAAUGUUCUUUCCCGUCAGUUCCUAAUCGUCUCAUUUGUAUGGAAAUAACAGUCCUCGGAGGAGAUUUGCUCCAGAAACACCUUUCUCUGUUGCUUUGAGAUGACUGUUCCUGUCUCUGAUGCCACUCUACAAUUAUUCUGGAGAUUCAAACAGUACUGCUUUGUGUUUGCCUCUGUGAGGUAAAAUAUCUCACAUGAAAAGAUCUGCUCUGUACCUCAGGUGCUGGCACCACUGUGACUGGAAAGACUAUGAGGAAUGUGAGAGUCUGGAGAUACAUCCAAUGGUCUGUGUGGUAUUAAUCACUUUAAGAUGACCGAAGAGAAUUGAAAGGCAUCCUGGCUCCACCUCAAGGUUUCUAUUUCUCUGUCUCCUGCCUCCGCUCCUCUAUGGGUUCCAGAAGUCAGGGGUUUUUCCAUCACCCAAAUCACCAUCAUCACCACCAUCAUCGCAGUUCAGUGCUACCCGCGGCUGUUCCCCGACUGGUGGCAGAAACCAGCAGCCUGUUAGGCGGCAUUGCCCAGAUCACCCCAUCCUUGUUCCUAGGCCGUGGGAAUGUGGCAUCAAACCGUAGUCUCCUCCUGUCCAAAGGAAUAACCUGUGUGGUGAACGCCACCAUCGAACUGCCCAACUUCAACUGGCCACACAUGGAGUACGUGAAGGUACCGUUGGCCGAUAUGCCUCACUCUCCGAUCUCGCUUUAUUUCGACAGCGUGGCCGAUAAGAUUCACAGCGUGGGCCGCAAACGCGGAGCCGUUCUGGUGCAUUGCGCGGCUGGCGUGAGCCGCUCCGCAUCGCUCUGCUUGGCAUACCUCAUGAAGUACCACAGGGUUUCUCUGGCUGAGGCUCACGCCUGGGUCAAAGCCCGUCGGCCGGUUAUUCGUCCUAAUGGAGGAUUCUGGCGACAGCUCAUCGAGUACGAGAGGAAACUGUUUGGCAGGAACUCUGUGAAAAUGAUCCAGACACCAUACGGGGUCAUUCCCGAUGUGUAUGAGAGAGACCGCAGAAAUCUGCCACCUUAUUGGGGCUUGUGAAGUAUGGAUUUGGUUUAAGCUUAUCAGAGGUCUGAGCAGGUCCAGUGAAGGACUCCCUUCGUCUUCCGGCCUCUAUUGAUACAAUUGCAUGUCUCUUCAGCAAGAGAAUCAAGUGUGAUGGUGAGUGUUUGUGUCCGGGAAGACGUCUAAACUUUUAUGAGCUCCAGAGUUAAAGGUCAUACUGUAGGUCAUUUAUGGAAAUCUAUCCUGGAGUUGAUAAUGGCUUCAGGAGCACUUUGGGAACCAAACAUGGUGCUGAGGACGUUUGAUGUUGUUUCAGUUUUGCUGUCGUCUUUGUUGAGAGACAACAGUCUGCUCCUGAUUAUUGGUAGCAUUUGAACAAAAUACAUUAUUGUAUUGCAAUGUGUAUUUAAACUGUGCAGAAAUGACAAAUUUACUAAUAUACGGAUGCACCAAAAUUUUAGACGCAGAAAAUUAUCGGCCAAAAAUGGUGUUAUAAGUUUUAACAAAAAGAAAAGGGGCCUAAAAUAUAUCUAUUGAAAAUAUAUCAUCUUAAAUAAAUGUAGUAUUAACAAGGCGGCUAAGUUGCUGGAUUAUUUUACUACUGUUUUCUAAUUGAACUUUAGACUAUUUAGAUAAAAAAUUUGUUCAAUUUGAUUCUGUUUCAUAUAACUAAAUGAAGAGUAUUUAGUAUUGCUUUAUUUUCGUCCAAUUUUGGUGUAUUACUUUCGAAAAAGUGUGAUUAUUUUAUUGUUUUGUAGUUUAUCCAAUGCAGGUUUAUAAAAUAAUUGAAAUGAAAAAGUCUAAUUAUAAUACAAAUAUACAAAAACUAUUUCAUUUUUGAUUUAUGGCCAGCUGCAAAAGAAAUGUCAAUUUCGGCCAAAAAUUUUCAUUCUUGGUGCAUCACUUAUAUAAUAGUUUUAAAAUGAGUAACACAAACUGUAACACUGCAACAUUGUGAUUUUAACAGUAAAACUUUAUAAUAAGGGUCAGUGAAACACAAUGAACUAAGACCUAAAUUAAUUCUCACUCAAAUAGGAACUAAUGAUGAGUUAAGCUAUGUAUUAACUCUUUCCUCACCAGCCAUUUUCACAAAAGUUUUACAAAAAGCCUUCCAGAAAAAUGUUCUUCUAAAAAUAUAUAAACACAAAUAUAUCAGAUGAAAAACAGACCCUCUGCUUUCAAACAAACAAUAAACAAACAAACAAACAAAAUGGGAAAAACCUGUUUCAUCCUAUCUAUAUAUUUUUUCUCUGCUUAUAAACUCUUAAAUAUGGGUAUAUUUCUUUAAAAUAUUUUUUAAGCACAAAGCUAAAAUAAUUGCAUUUUUGUGAAGGAUUUUGUUAGAGAUUAGAUUCAGAAUGAUUAUCAAAACAUACACAGAGUUUAAAAUGAGAAAAUAACGUUUUGGCUUCAGUUUUUUCAUAUGGGAUAAAUUAAUAAAAAAAUUAUGCAAAAGUUUUUUUCUCUUUUAAUUGACGAGAUAACUCCUCAAUGGUGGGGAAAGAGUUACUGGGUCAUAACUAAUGAAUAGUCAUUAAGUACAUAGAGUAAACAUUUAUUUAGGUCUUAAUCCGUAUUAUAAAGUGUAACCAGUUUAUCAGAUGUGUAAACUAAUUGUGUAUAUUAAAAGAAUUUUAUUGAAUAACAGGAGAAACUGACUGUAUAAAGAACAGUGUUGAGUGCUUCAUAAAAUGACAUUUCUGAAUUCUGAAAGUUAUUGAAUAUUUCUUUUAAAAACUUUUUUUAAAUGGCAGUCACUGUCAUCAUAUUUUCAAUGAUUUAUAUUUUCACUUGUUUUUUUUAAGCAUUAUUUUGAUUAAGAUUAGAUCUUUCAAAUAUUUUAUGCAGCAUAGCAUUUAUAACCAGAGAACAGCUCUGUCACAAGCACACAAGACUCUUAUUAGGCUUUUAUUAAAUCAUGUUAAAUAAAUUAACAUAAACUGUCCAGAUUAAUUAGUGUGUCAAAAAAUUAAUAAAGAAUGACAUAUUUUA
Paramisgurnus dabryanus is the source of this 3125-nucleotide messenger RNA. It is a transcript of the gene dusp14, whose product is annotated as dual specificity phosphatase 14. Lineage: Eukaryota; Metazoa; Chordata; Actinopteri; Cypriniformes; Cobitidae. Gene Ontology annotation, biological process: protein dephosphorylation. The record is from RefSeq and is a predicted model, not a curated record. Gene Ontology annotation, molecular function: MAP kinase tyrosine/serine/threonine phosphatase activity. Gene Ontology annotation, cellular component: cytoplasm.